AUGGCAAUCAAGAAGGCUGCAAAGUUAGCUUCAGGUGCAAUUGAUCAAUUUUCUCGGUUCAUUCAAAUGAGAGGGUUAUUUGGAGAUCCAGAAGCUCGAUGGUCAGCACUAAAUGACAAAACCAGUGCAGCUGACUGGUGGGGUUCUUUAUGGAGGACAGUGUCCUGA
Molecule: messenger RNA, 168 nt
Organism: Miscanthus lutarioriparius
Lineage: Eukaryota; Viridiplantae; Streptophyta; Magnoliopsida; Poales; Poaceae
Source: the annotation of a GenBank genome assembly